Messenger RNA from Podospora bellae-mahoneyi, 2044 nucleotides. RefSeq lists its product as uncharacterized. The transcript is spliced from 2 exons. Bases 627 to 1976 code for a protein of 449 amino acids. NCBI's taxonomy places the organism in Eukaryota, Fungi, Ascomycota, Sordariomycetes, Sordariales, Podosporaceae. The record is from RefSeq and is a predicted model, not a curated record.
AAAACGGCAUCAUUUCAUGAUGCUCGCAAUUGUGGCCAGCUGAGACAAAAUUGUCAACUCCAAUGCCAUGUCUGCCGGAUGGUGAUCUUGUCCGUGUUUCCUAGUGCAUGCAUUUAUUCACAACCUUUACAAGCGAGAAUCUUUUCCUUUUAGGGAUUUUCAGCUGGGUUCGGUGAAUCUGAAGGAAUUUGGCGAUGUUUUCAGCUUCAUUUCUGAGGGUUGAUCCUAUCUCAAAGAGCAAUACUGCGACCUUGUGACUGAAUGCCAAGGCUUGAGCGAGAGGCCCGAAGACUGCUCAGAUGUAGUGAGGCGAUGCUAUUUGACGGAAGGAAAAUCGCGGGAUGUGUUGAGGGGAAUCUGCAGGUUGCCCAAAGCCCAAUGGGAAGUCUCCUCUUGCAUGUACCCAGUGUUUUGAUAUCUUCACUGAAGAGCGGGUACACUAAAAGGAUGGCAGACGUAGAAAUUGAUAAAGCACACAGCCAUACUAGGUACUGAGGGCAGUGAGCUCCUCGCCGUGGGUCAAAAAGCAUACAAGACUCACAAUCCAGCAAGAACUGUCAGCUGAAAUAACAGCAUCAAUCACAAGUCAAGAAUCUUUCCAUACCAUCCAAUCCCCAAUCAUCAAGAUGUCCUUCAACUUCCUCCCAAACACUGCUCUCGCAGCCUGCGUCAACGAUGCAGGCGAGAUCUUCACUUACGCCCAAGCCUACAACGGCGAGCUUGUUGAAAUCAAGGGAAAGCUCGCUGGCAAUCCCGCAACCUACGAAGUCACAGGCGACCAAACAGGCAUAGGCCUCACCAAAGAGUCCGGCAGCGCUCCCGCCAAGCGCUUCACUCCCCUCGCUGCCAUCAACUCCAAAUCCAUCUAUUACAACGCCAAACGCCUCGUCUUCUUCGUCGACAAGCAAAACUACCUCCGCGACAUAUACUUCAACGGAACCAAGUGGGUUGAAGGCGAGCUUUACGACCAGAGAUGGCAGUGCGCCCCUUACUCCAAGCUCGCCGCUGUCCGCCUUGUCAACCACGGAGGCUACGACUUCGUCUGCCUGUACUACCAGGACACAUCGGAGACAGGCAACAUCGUCCUAGUCAACCACAGCCCUACCUACAAAUGGCAGACUGGCAACCCGCCCCUGGAUGACCCCCCUCUCGUCGGCACAGCCCUCACUGCCGUGCCCCCUCAGCCAGGAAUCGAAGUCAUCCGCUACAACAGCCCCACCGACACAGACGACCCGGUCGUCUUCUUCCAGUAUGACAAACUCGAACUUGGUUCCUCCCAAGAUCAAGGACCCAACGACUACGCAACCUACUCCAUCAACGAUAAAACCAUCACCCUCUCCGCUCACUCAGCCAUUACCGCCGUCGAUGACAAAACCAACUUCUGGGCUUUCUACACGACCGACCUCCAAAACCAGAUCUUCCGGCUCAAAGUCGAUGCAUCUGGCGCCGUGACCCAGCCGCAGCCGGUUGUGCUGCCCAACAACCCUAUCCCGGGGUCUUCUCUUGCCUCCAUCAUUGUCAAGGGCAGUCCUGAUGUUGUCGUUUUGUUUUACCUCCUGCAUUACGAGCCGGUCAAGGAGACCACCCAGGAGAUCAACGUCUUCGCUGCGACUUUGACUGCCAAGAGUGGAGGUGUUGAUGCAUGGGACGUCAAUGGUGGUGUCUGCUUGACCGCAGGGAACAGUUCACUAUCCGACUCUGGAUCUGGCGGUGGUGAUGAUGGGAAUCCUGGUGGGGAUCAUGAUGGCGGUGAUGAUGAUGGGGCAAUGGUGGCUUCCCUGGUUGGCCUGGGAAUGGAGGUGAUGACGAUGGGGGUGAUGACUGGCUUGGAGAUGACGACGGCAUUCCCACUCACUGGGAUGAGGGGAAGGACAGUAGGGGCGGUAGCGGACCUUUUGGACAUACGAAGAAUGGACGCGGGGGGAUUGGGCGGAUUUGAUUAUUGUGGAUUUGCAUUUGCUCUUAUGAUGGAAUGACUCUGGCUUGUACUUAAAUAGUCUGAAGAUGUGCAAGUUUAGUACCUAGCAUGAAUCGUUGUAUUUGC